This is a messenger RNA of Lytechinus variegatus (green sea urchin), 1200 nucleotides long. Its product is annotated as DNA-directed RNA polymerase II subunit RPB3-like. Gene Ontology annotation, biological process: DNA-templated transcription. NCBI's taxonomy places the organism in Eukaryota, Metazoa, Echinodermata, Echinoidea, Temnopleuroida, Toxopneustidae. The transcript has 7 exons. Gene Ontology annotation, cellular component: RNA polymerase II, core complex. The record is from RefSeq and is a predicted model, not a curated record. Gene Ontology annotation, molecular function: protein dimerization activity; DNA-directed RNA polymerase activity. The coding region runs from base 57 to 884 and encodes 275 amino acids.
GGUCGAGGACCGACAAUCAAAUUUCUGAUAAAAUCUUACAGAAUUUGUCCAGCAUUAUGCCUUAUGCCAACCAACCAACGAUACAGUUAACGGAGCUGACUGAUGACAAUGUGAAGUUCAUAAUCGAAGACACAGAUCUUAGUGUUGCGAACAGUAUCAGGAGGACUAUCCUGGCAGAGGUUCCUACAAUAGCAAUCGACUGGGUAGAAAUUCAGGCCAACAGCUCAGUCCUUCAUGAUGAAUUUAUUUCUCAUAGAGUUGGUCUCAUUCCACUCACAAGUGAUGAAGUAGUUGACAAACUUAACUUCAACAGGGACUGUGGAUGUGAGGAGUUUUGUUCAGAAUGCUCAGUGGAGCUGUCAUUGGACGUGAAGUGUACAGAUGAUCAGACACGUCAUGUAACCUCCAGGGAUCUACUCUCAAGUAAUCAGAAAGUCGUCCCGGUUCCAUCAAGAAAUCAAGAGUCAAGUGACUAUGGUGAAGUAGACGACAUCCUUAUUGUAAAACUGAGGAAAGGCCAAGAGCUGAGGUUACGAGCGUAUGCCAAGAAAGGUUUUGGUAAAGACCAUGCCAAAUGGAUCCCCACUGCAGCCAUCGCAUUUGAAUAUGACCCAGACAACGUGAUGAGGCAUACAGUGUACCCAAAACCAGAUGAGUGGCCUAAGAGUGAAUUCACAGAAGUAGAUGAAGACACACCGCAGGGCAAGUUUGAUGGUGAUGCAGUUCCUAACAAGUUCUUCUUCAACGUGGAGUCUAUUGGUGCUUUAACACCUGAAAACAUUGUUUUCUCUGGGUUAUCUGUUCUGAAAAAGAAAUUGAGUGAUCUGCAGACCCAGCAUAGCCACGAAGCCCAGGCACAGGCCGAGGGACUAGCCAUUAAUUGAGCUACAUGUAUGGUAUUCACAGGACUUUAGAAAUCUUCAAGAGACUCUAUGUUUUGAGAUUAACAUCAGUGGAGUGGAAUGGAAGGAGAGAGAGCAAGCAAGAAGGGAAAAUCCACAUUUUACUGCUAAAAUGAAUGGACAUUGGCCGUAUUCUGAAAUCAGGUUUUAUUUAAGCGCUGGUAAAAUGUGGUGGUUUAACUAUGGUUAAUUCUGGAAGGUAUCUCUAUUAACAGUUCAAGCUCAAUUUGUCAGCUCAUAUUGAAUUCAAAUUAUUCAUAACUGACUGGGAAUGAUUAAUGAAGUAGUUCUCAUCAAA